AUGGCUGCCGAGGAGAGCAAAGAGACAAAGGGACUAUUUGGUAUGACUUGGAGAAACUAUAUUUCAUGUCGGUACAAAGAGCGAGGACAAAAGUUAGCUAAUAGUAUGACUUCAUGCAUCCGUGCUAAUGGUGUGAUUGAACCUCCUCAACAAAGGACAUUACAAGAGCAAAUAAGGAACAUGCAUGAUCCAACCCGGAAGGAAUUGUACGAGGGGUUGAUCACGGGAGAAAGAGGCUUAAAAAGGAGCAGAAAGUCCACUGGAGGUGCGAGUACUAGCCAUAAUCAUCCUUCAUCUAGCAGCGAAGAGACGCAAUUGGAAGAGGAUUUGCAUGGUGUGGGUACUAGCCAAAGAGGUGGUCGUGGUGGUCGUAGGGGCGGUGGUCAUAGUGGUGGUGGUCGUCGUGAUGGUACUCGCACUCGUGGUGGUGGUGGUACCACCAACAAAAGAGGUCGUGGUCGCAAUGCUUAA
This is a messenger RNA of Papaver somniferum (opium poppy), 471 nucleotides long. RefSeq lists its product as uncharacterized. The record is from RefSeq and is a predicted model, not a curated record. Bases 1 to 471 code for a protein of 156 amino acids. Lineage: Eukaryota; Viridiplantae; Streptophyta; Magnoliopsida; Ranunculales; Papaveraceae. The transcript is spliced from 2 exons.